CAGGGGCUAAUCUGGGAGCUGGCAGCUGUGAGUCCUGGCUCUACCACUCGACCUCUGGCGGCGAGCGGGGAGGCCCCUUCCUGACCUUCAGGGAUCUGCCAUCAUGUCCCACCGGAAGUUUUCCGCCCCUCGGCACGGACACCUGGGCUUCCUGCCUCACAAGAGGAGCCGCCGGCACCGGGGCAAGGUGAAGACGUGGCCGCGGGAUGACCCCAGCCAGCCUGUGCACCUCACGGCCUUCCUGGGCUACAAGGCGGGCAUGACCCACACUCUUCGUGAGGUGCACCGGCCGGGGCUCAAAAUUUCCAAACGGGAGGAGGUGGAGGCGGUGACAAUUGUGGAGACGCCACCCCUGGUGGUGGUGGGCGUUGUGGGCUACGUGGCCACCCCUCGAGGUCUCCGGAGCUUCAAGACCAUCUUUGCAGAACAUCUUAGUGAUGAGUGCCGGCGCCGAUUCUACAAGGACUGGCACAAGAGCAAGAAGAAAGCCUUCACCAAGGCCUGCAAGAGGUGGCGGGACACAGACGGCAAAGAGCAGCUGCAGAAAGACUUCGCCGCCAUGAAGAAGUAUUGCAAGGUCAUUCGGGUCAUCGUCCACACGCAGAUGAAACUGCUGCCCUUCCGGCAGAAGAAGGCCCAUAUCAUGGAGAUCCAGCUGAACGGCGGCACGGUGGCCGAGAAGGUGGCCUGGGCCCAGGCCCGGCUGGAGAAGCAGGUGCCAGUGCACAGUGUGUUCAGCCAGAGUGAAGUCAUUGAUGUCAUUGCUGUCACCAAGGGCCGAGGCGUCAAAGGAGUUACAAGCCGCUGGCAUACCAAGAAGCUACCGAGGAAGACGCAUAAGGGCCUGCGCAAGGUGGCCUGCAUUGGUGCCUGGCACCCAGCCCGCGUGGGCUGCUCCAUUGCCCGGGCCGGGCAGAAGGGCUAUCACCACCGCACGGAGCUCAACAAGAAGAUCUACCGCAUUGGCCGGGGGCUACACAUGGAGGAUGGGAAGCUGGUGAAGAACAAUGCAUCCACUAACUACGACGUGACUGCCAAGUCCAUCACACCGCUGCUGGACGCUGCCCCCCAGACAUGCUGGGACACAAGGCUUUGACAUCUGGGCAGUCAUAUGGGACCCUUGCCUCAGCUGUCCAAAACAUAUGGAUAUAGUCGCAAGCAAGAAAUCCCUGCUGCAUCCACAUCCUCCAAGGCUCCUCUGGAGGCACCUUCCACUCCAGCCGCUGUCAUGUGGGUAUGGAGUGUGGCAGCUUCUACUGUGGCCUGGGAGUCAGGCCACAUGGGCUCAAACUGCAUCUCCAGGACUUAGCAGCUGUGGAGCUUGGAGCAAGUGAUCCUCAGUCUCCCCCCCCAAAAAACGUAGAUUAUUGAGUAAGAUAAUGCAUGAAAAGUUCUCAGCAACUGGGCUCGGUGGCUCAGCCUGUAAUCCC
Saimiri boliviensis boliviensis (Bolivian squirrel monkey) is the source of this 1430-nucleotide messenger RNA. The record is from RefSeq and is a predicted model, not a curated record. Lineage: Eukaryota; Metazoa; Chordata; Mammalia; Primates; Cebidae.